AUGCUUACUUCGACUCAGCCUUGCCCCGGUAUCUUGGGAGGCCCCCCGCGUAUAUCAUUUACCGCGGCUCCGGCGUCUCGCCUUGUACAGCGUUCUUUUCAUGCUGCGGCAGCACCUGUGAGCGUGCCCUUGAACCACAGGAUCCCUUCAAGGUCAUGGGAUAGCCAUAUGCACGUCGUGGAACCCAAACGGUUCCCUAUCUCGCCCAAGGCUGUAUACCAGCCUACUACUCACACACUGGAGGAUGCUCUUUUCUUCGAGUCCACGCUGGGCGUAGAGAAUCUUGUCUUUGUGCAGCCCUCCAUAUAUGGAACCGACAACUCCUGCCUCCUGGCCGCCCUGGCCAAACUCGGCCCUUCUCGUGGCCGUGGAGUCGUGGUGAUUGACCCUGACACCAUUCAACAAGAAACGUUGGAUGAGUGGCAUACUCUGGGUGUCCGUGGUCUCCGAGUGAAUCUCCAGUCUGUCGGGAAAGUCAUGGACCGGACCGAGCUGACGCGGGAGUUGCUUCGACACGCCGAUGUUGCACGGCCCCGGAACUGGGUCGUUGAAGUGUACCUUCCCUUGAAGAUGGUCCCCAUGCUCGAGUCCAUCGUACCUCAUCUCGGCGUCACCGUCUGCAUCGACCACUUCGGAAGCCCCGAACUCUCUUCACUCUCGUGGGCCAGAAAAAGCGUUCCUUUCGACCCAUACACUCUCACCGGGUUCGACUCGUUGAUUUCCCUGAUUCGCCAGGGAAGUACCUACAUCAAGGUGUCUGCCCCUUACCGCCUCACAAAGGACCGACACAUGCGUGAUCUAAAGGCCAUGGCCUGCGAGUUCCUAGCUGCGGCACCGGACCGAGUCAUCUAUGCCACCGACUGGCCCCAUACUCGCUUUACCGGUGUCGAUAUCAGUCCAUUCACAGAUUGGUGCUUGGAGCUUUGCACAUGCGAGCCUGGACUGGCGGAGAAGCUGUUCCGAAGGAACACGGAGAGAAUGUUGGACGUGAAGUCUGACUGA
This is a messenger RNA of Penicillium cinerascens, 1002 nucleotides long. Its product is annotated as putative TIM barrel metal-dependent hydrolase. The transcript has a single exon. The record is from RefSeq and is a predicted model, not a curated record. The coding region runs from base 1 to 1002 and encodes 333 amino acids. Gene Ontology annotation, molecular function: hydrolase activity. NCBI's taxonomy places the organism in Eukaryota, Fungi, Ascomycota, Eurotiomycetes, Eurotiales, Aspergillaceae.